AUGCCUCUCAAUCUCCGCGGCUCGCUCCCCAAGAGCAUACCGCGUAAGAGGAACUCAACGACGAAAACACUCCACUCCUGUCCGUCCUGUGCCAACACCCAGCAACAUAGAACCCUCUCCACGCGUCGGAGCAACCACCACGAUGCCGUCUCCUCUCCUCGACUCCGUGCGGGAGUACAAUCGCAAACGCAGCUGCAGAACCUAACAUCACGCCCACAAUCCCUCGCAAACUCGAAAUUAUUCUCGACCGCCCCAUCAACUAUCCACACAGCCCGUCAUGUUCCCCCGCGAUUAAGGGAACUGUACGAGUCCCUCGCGCAUAUUCCGAGCGUUGCGCCAGAACAAGUGAAUAUAAGUCGCCUGCAAUUGGCGCUACGUGGAUUAGAAUCGGAAAAUCCUUUGAUAAGAGUUGCGGUUCUUGGCUUAAACGAUGUUUCUUCGGCGCGAAAACUGGUGAGGCUUUUACUAGCUGAUCCAUUGAAGGGGAAAGAAGAUUGGGAAGAUAUGCUGGAUUCGGUUUCUGAGCAGGGGGGGUUAGAGAGAGGUUUGCUGAUUAGAUACGGGGAAGUUUCGGAAAGUAUCUCGAACCACCUUGUGCCUACUAUCUCAGUACCGUCGCAGGUUUUAAAGAAGGGCAAUUUGGAAAUCUUGGUUACGACUCUAGGCGCGGGAGCCGACACAUCCGCUGCGCAGCUGACGCCGGAUACGUUUUUGGUGCCAACGGUGACCAUUCCCACUUCGCAUACAGGACGGCAUAAUAUGGUGCGAUAUCCAGUGCACAGGAGCAUUGUGUGCGCGCAAGGAGUGGAUGGAUUACUCUCUUACAGUGGGUUGAUUGCUCAGUCUGACAUAAAGAAGGAGGCAGAUUCCAUAUAUGCGGCUGUCGAGAUGGGGGUUACUGGACCUAUCAAUGACGAUCGGAUUAGUUUUGUGGAUACCAACAGGGCGGACGAAGCCCUGUCCAAAUUCCGCGAAUCUGUGCGAAAUGCCGCCCUGUAUGAACGUGGAUGGAAUAGCAGUGGGGUGCAGCCAGUUGUGGACUGGUUAUCGUCUGCUCGUGGCAAGGAAGGGAGUCUAGUUCCAUCUUUGAGAUCACUUAUAAGUUCCCUGGUUGAUGCCGCAGAGCAAGGCGUUGUGGCACAGGAAACUAAGAGAGUCCGGGAGCAAGGGGAGGCCUCUGUUUCGGAAGAUGUUCGAGCAGACCUUGACCAAACUGUUUCCGCGUUGGCUGAGAAGGGACAUACGGAACUGCGCGGCGCGCUUGAGGAAGGGUUCGCAACGAAGAAAUGGCGUGGUUUGGCAUGGUGGAAGCUAUUCUGGCGCGUCGACGACGUGAGCAUGAUUACCUCCGAGAUCCUAGAGAAGAAGUAUCUGCGUCGCGCCGAGAAGGACGUGAUUUGGACCGCUGGUCAACUCGCGCAGGCUGGCCUGCAGGAACCGACAGCGCAAGAGUCGGUAGACAUCAAGGCUCCCACGGAGGGGGUAGUUGAGAGUAGAAGCGGAAACGUCUCUGUGGCUGUCGUGGAGCCCCCGAAAGAAGAGAAAAUGCCAUGGCCCACGCAAAUCACCAAGAGUCGCGCGCAUCUACUCAACACCACGGUGCCAUCGCUACAGGCAAUAGCACAACGCCUGGUGCUCUUCAGCUUAUCGACGACGUCACUGACCUCUACUCUCUCCCUACUGACCUACAUCUCGCUACCGGCAGCCUCGGUAUACGAUACCUGCACCUUCGCAGCUGUCGGGCUGAUAUACUCGCUGCGCCGACAACAGCGGAAAUGGGAAGCGGCACGGACAUUCUGGGAAGAAGAAGUGCGCGACAACGGCCGAACCGCUCUUCUCAAGACAGAAGAGCAGCUGCGCAAAACCGUCCAAGAAGGCGGACGGGUCCAGCUCCCCGUAACGGCACACGGGGCCCGAAGAGCGAUCACAAAGGCCCGCGAAGCGCUCGACAACGUACACUAG
This is a messenger RNA of Aspergillus puulaauensis, 1962 nucleotides long. RefSeq lists its product as uncharacterized. NCBI's taxonomy places the organism in Eukaryota, Fungi, Ascomycota, Eurotiomycetes, Eurotiales, Aspergillaceae. The record is from RefSeq and is a predicted model, not a curated record. The coding region runs from base 1 to 1962 and encodes 653 amino acids. The transcript has 3 exons.